Molecule: messenger RNA, 3575 nt
Organism: Mugil cephalus (flathead mullet)
Lineage: Eukaryota; Metazoa; Chordata; Actinopteri; Mugiliformes; Mugilidae
Gene: yes1
Product: YES proto-oncogene 1, Src family tyrosine kinase
Exons: 12
Coding region: 426-2069 (547 amino acids)
Biological process (GO): cell surface receptor protein tyrosine kinase signaling pathway; protein phosphorylation; innate immune response
Cellular component (GO): extrinsic component of cytoplasmic side of plasma membrane
Molecular function (GO): non-membrane spanning protein tyrosine kinase activity; signaling receptor binding; ATP binding
Source: RefSeq, a predicted model, not a curated record
CUUCUUUGGCCUCGUCGGCUCCUCGGUACUAGUCCAGGGCUAUUGUUGUGUGUCUUUUUGGGGGCAACCCUGACCUAUCAGCAGGCGCUGAUUUCUGAUAUUUGAACUGUUUUGCUUUGCGGCUCCUCUCCGCCAUAUUACGGCGUCUUUGUGCGCCCGCGGUGCGUCCUCGCUGCGAGGUGGGGAACAGAAAAGGAUCCCAGUGCAGGACUUUGGGCUGGUGAAGUAGUUAAUCGGUAUGGGACAGACGGAAGACUGAGAUUCCACGUUAGAGGCUGCUCGUGUCGGCUGUUUCCACUCGUUUUUGGGACUGUCGACGUGAGGUUAAAAGAAAAGGAAGAAAAAAAAAAACGUGGGAGGAAAAGAUCACAGGACGCAUGUAGCCGAAGUCCCAACACUGCUGAGGUCGCUUUUAAGGCUCGAGGAUGGGUUGCGUCAAGAGUAAAGAGGACAAGGGCUCGCCGCCGAAGUACCGGCCCGACAACUCGAACGCCACGCCGGGCCACGCACACCCGGGCCACUACGGGCCCGACCCCACCCUGAUGGGCCACUCGCCCUCCAUGAAGCCGUCGAACAACAGCUACAACAGUUCCGCCGUUACCAUCACGCCCUUCGGCGGGGCGUCCUCGGUCAUGACCCCCUUCGGUGGAGCGUCCACCUCCUACACGGCGGUGACCAUGAGCAGCCCCUUCCCCGGUGUCAUCACAGGUGGCGUCACAUUCUUCGUGGCCCUGUACGACUAUGAGGCUCGGACGGCGGACGACCUGUCCUUCAAAAAAGGGGAUCGCUUUCAGAUCAUCAACAACACGGAAGGCGACUGGUGGGAGGCGCGCUCCAUUAACACUGGACAGAAAGGUUACAUCCCCAGUAACUACGUGGCUCCGGCUGACUCCAUACAGGCCGAAGAAUGGUACUUUGGUAAAAUGGGCCGCAAAGAUGCAGAGCGUCUCUUGUUGGUUCCAGGGAACCAACGGGGCACUUUCUUGGCACGAGAAAGCGAGACGACCAAAGGAGCGUACUCUCUGUCUAUCCGGGACUGGGAUGAAAUGAAGGGAGACAACGUCAAACACUACAAGAUCCGCAAGCUGGACAGCGGUGGCUAUUACAUCACCACACGAGCCCAGUUCGACACGCUACAGAAGCUGGUGAAGCACUACACAGAACAUGCUGAUGGUCUGUGCUACCGGCUGACGACUGUGUGUCCCACGGUGAAGCCUCAGACUCAGGGACUCGCUAAGGACGCCUGGGAAAUCCCGCGAGAGUCCCUCCGACUCGAGGUCAAACUGGGACAGGGCUGCUUUGGAGAAGUCUGGAUGGGCACAUGGAACGGCACGACCAAGGUGGCGAUCAAGACCCUGAAGCCGGGCACCAUGUCUCCGGAGGCUUUCCUGCAGGAGGCUCAGAUCAUGAAGAAGCUAAGACAUGACAAACUGGUGCCGCUCUAUGCCGUGGUGUCCGAGGAACCCAUCUACAUUGUCACAGAGUUCAUGGGAAAAGGGAGCUUGUUGGACUUUCUGAAGGAGGGAGAUGGGAAGUAUCUGAAGCUGCCCCAGCUGGUGGACAUGGCCUCACAGAUCGCAGACGGCAUGGCCUUCAUCGAGAGGAUGAACUACAUCCACAGGGACCUGAGAGCUGCCAACAUCCUGGUGGCUGACAACCUGGUGUGUAAGAUCGCCGACUUUGGCCUGGCCCGGCUCAUCGAGGACAACGAGUACACGGCCAGACAAGGUGCUAAAUUUCCCAUCAAGUGGACAGCGCCCGAAGCUGCGUUAUUCGGCCGCUUUACUAUCAAAUCAGACGUGUGGUCGUUUGGUAUACUACUGACUGAGCUGGUGACCAAGGGCAGAGUCCCGUAUCCCGGUAUGGUGAACAGAGAGGUCCUCGAGCAGGUGGAACGAGGUUACCGCAUGCCCUGCCCCCAGGGCUGCCCCGAGUCCCUCCACGAGCUGAUGAGGCACUGCUGGAAGAAGGAGGCGGACGAGAGGCCGACCUUUGAGUACAUCCAGUCCUUUUUAGAAGACUACUUCACGGCCACAGAGCCGCAAUACCAGCCGGGAGACAACCUUUAGUCCGGACGGUAACGGAGCGAACUCUGGCACGCCGAGCUGCACGAGCGGAGAUCAAAAACAACAGAGGAGCGUGGAAGGAGUCGAUGGUUGCGGAGGCUUUGGAUCCUUUUUUGUUUUUCUUUUUUUUUUUUAACGAACUAGCUCACAAUGACACCGGCCUGACAUACCUGAAAACUGAAGCUCGUCCCCUGAGGACCAAAAGUUUUGGGGGGGAAAGCGCCCCGAGCGUGCAGAUCGGUGCCGGUACGUUAAGCUCCGGGAACUCUGCUAAUCAGAAUAAUCCACACGGGCUGGCCACAACACUGUGAUCAAAAAGGUUUCAGAUUAACUCGCGGACGCACAGCUUUUCCUCUUCUUCUUUUUGUUUUUUUUUAGUUUUUUAAUUAUAAAUGCUCCCUCUCUUCUCCAAUUCCCUACUUUUUAUUUUUAUUUUACAACUUGAGUCUUUAAUAUUAGAGUCCAGAUCUUUUUUUAUAUGUACAUGAGUUUGGUUUGAACGUGUAAGGUUGUUUGUUUUUAAAAAGUGACCGAUAACUGUGGUUUGAAAUGUCAAGUAUGUGCUGCGACUGUUGAGCUUUGAUUGCGAGUUGCGAAGGGAAGUCGGUUGGAGGAAGAAAAAAAAAAGGAUGAACGAAUGUACUGAGAGAUCAAAGCAGAUGUACAUAUUUAAAGAAAAUGUAUUUUAGCAGGUUUGACGAGGUGGACGAUUGAGAGGCGGUUUGUAUGAUUCUUUUUUUUUAACACAGUCACUUGAAAGGCAUAUUACUAUUAGUUUUCUUUCAUUUAAUCUGGGACUUGAAAUCACAAAGAGGUAUUUUCCCGAUUCACAUGUGCGACUGUUUUAUGUUUUUUUUUUCUGAUUAACAUUUUAUAAAUGUUUUAAAAAUUUCAGCUGUGAAAUUUUAAUCGAGUUCAUUUCUGUUUGGGGAAAAUUGGCCAUUUAAAUGUGUUUGUCUUUCUGUGGCGCACAUCCACACAGCUCAAUGAUGCAGUGGGCGCGUCGUCCCGUCGCUUAGGUGCUGUUAAGAUGUUUUAAUUUCUUCUCGGUUAAAUCGCACAAACCUUCCUCACUCGUGUCUUCAGGACGGGAACGUUUUACCCGAAGCUACAACUCAUCCAGUUUUCAUUUUCUUAUUUCCAGAAAGGGUGGAUCUCUUCUCGGGUGGGUUAACUAGGACCAGACAAACUAAACCAACACCUUAGGCUUUUAUAGGUAUUAAAAUAUUCACUUCUUAAAGGUACGUUCUGUUCAGGUGUGUGCAGGUGUGGGAAAUUUCAGACGAUUCAGUACGAAAGAUGCCACAAAGAUGUGAACUUUUCUUUUUUUCUUUUUUUUUGUUUUGUAUUUCUUUCCGUGCUCCACUUCACUCACAAAUGUGUGAUCGUUCCUCGAAGAGAGGGAGAAAAAAAAGCUAGUGGAGACGUGAAUAAUGAAAUUAAUGAGAAUGGUAACUAAUAUGAUUUUUGUACAGACAAAAAAAAUAAAAGUUUUUCCCAAAGCUGUCA